CGCAGAGCGUCAUGCGGAUCCUCCGAUCAUGGAGGCUGUUGAUCUGCAAACCAGCAGCAAACUUCCUUCACUGUGUCACUAAACCGGCUUCAUUAACCAGCCUCUGAUCCACAGGUUACCACAUCCUGUGCCAACUCGACUUAUAUUAAUUAAUAUGUGUUGGUAAAAUGGCUGCUGAGCUGUUUCCUGCCAAAAAACUGCCCGCUGUCACAGCUGUACAACAGUACCAACAGCAGAACGUCAGCAACAACAACACCAUUCAGGGAUGUAACUGGCAAGGCUUGUAUCCCACAAUUAGAGAGAGAAAUGCAGUCAUGUUCAACAAUGAGCAGAUGGCCGAUAUUCACUUUGUGGUGGGGCCUCCUGGGGGAACCCAGAGAGUGCCGGGACACAAGUAUGUGCUGGCUGUGGGGAGUUCUGUAUUUCAUGCCAUGUUCUAUGGAGAGCUGGCUGAAGAUAAAGAUGAGAUCCGGAUCCCUGAUGUGGAACCAGCUUCCUUCUUGGCAAUGCUAAAGUACAUUUACUGUGAUGAGAUUGACCUGUGUGCAGACACCGUACUCGCCACUUUGUACGCUGGCAAAAAGUAUAUCGUUCCACACUUGGCUCGUGCUUGCGUCAACUUCCUGGAGACCAGCCUGAGCGCUCGCAAUGCCUGCGUCCUGCUGUCUCAAAGCUGCCUGUUUGAAGAGCCCGAUCUCACACAGCGUUGCUGGGAGGUCAUCGACGCGCAGGCAGAGCUCGCCCUCCGAUCGGAGGGAUUCUGCGACAUCGAUGUUCAGACCUUAGAGAGCAUCCUACGCCGCGAGACGCUCAACGCCAAGGAGAUGGUGGUGUUUGAGGCGACGUUGAGCUGGGCGGAGGCAGAGUGUAAUCGACAAGAACUACAGCCCACAAUCGAGAAUAAACGGCUUGUUUUGGGAAAGGCCAUCUAUUUAAUUCGGAUCCCGGCGAUGGCGUUAGAUGAUUUCGCGAAUGGCGUUGCGCAAUCUGGCGUGCUGACGCUCAACGAAACCAAUGACAUUUUCUUGUGGUACACAGCGGCGAAGAAACCCGAGCUUAAGUUCGUCUGCAAACCACGAAAAGGUUUAACGCCACAAAAGUGUCACCGGUUCCAGUCUUGUGCGUAUCGCAGCAAUCAGUGGCGAUACCGCGGACGCUGUGACAGCAUCCAGUUCGCCGUGGACAAACGCAUCUUUAUUGCCGGGUUUGGGUUGUACGGAUCCAGUUGCGGUUCGGCUGAGUACCAAGCCAAGAUUGAGCUGAAAAGGCAAGGCCUGACGCUCGGCGUCGCCAUCAUCAAAUACUUCUCUGACGGUUCCAGUAACACAUUCCCCGUGUUCUUUGAGUACCCGGUGCAGAUAGAACCGGACACGUUCUACACAGCGAGCGUGGUUCUGGAUGGGAAUGAGUUGAGUUAUUUUGGGCAGGAGGGGAUGACAGAGGUGCAGUGUGGAAAAGUGACCUUUCAGUUCCAGUGCUCAUCGGACAGUACCAACGGGACGGGUGUGCAGGGGGGGCAGAUCCCAGAACUCAUCUUUUAUGCCUGAGAGAGAAUAUGGAGAGUCCUGGUCGUAAAUGGACAGAGUAGAUUAGAAACAGACUUUUUUUUUUGUUCCUUAAUGAAGUGCUGCUCACAUUUUGCACAAAGGCUGCAAAAAGAGAAUAAUAAAGAUUAUAGUACACUGACAAUCGAUAUAGUCUAUUUUAAAAGUGGUAGUGCACCAAAAAUGAAAAUUCUGUCAUUUACUCAGCCUCGUGUCAUUCCAAACCUAAAUGAUUGUCUUUCUUCCAAGGAACAUAAAAAGAGAUGUUUUGAAGAAUGUUCAAACUGUCAGGUGCCAUAAAAGGAAUCCAUUUGACUUAGAAUAUUGUGAAUGAGUUGCAUAGACUAUUUUUUUAGGUAUUUUUUUUUGUUGUUGUCCUUUUUGGGCAUCCUUUCGUGUUCCAUGAAAUAGAGAAAGUCAUAUGGGUUUAGAAACACAUGAGGGUGAGUAAAUGGAAUUUUCUUUUUUUUUGGAGAACUAUUUUUAUUCACUUAUUUAGCUGGACUGAUCUGGCUAUUUAUCUUAACACUAGCCAUUUUCGAAAGUUUCUUAGGUAAAAACGUGUCUGCUAAAUGUAAAUAUAAACUUCGCAUAACAGGAUUUCAACACAAAUCAAGCCAGAAGUUUUACUCUUGAAUAUUCAUAUUGUUGAUGUUUACUGCUCUGACUAAAAGCAGACAUGUUGUGUCUCUAAUAUCUUAAAAUCGAACUUGUGAAGUCACACACUCGAUCGUUAUAUUUGUAUCAUUUUUGUGAGUUAUUGUUAUGAAAUGUAUUUUACUGAACUUUAAAGUAUUUGUAUAAUUUUUUACUUAACACAUGAAGCACAAAUUCCUUAAAGGGAUAGUUCACCCCAAAAUGAAAAUUCUCUCAUAAUUUACUCACCCUCAUGCCAUCCCAGAUGUGUAUGACUUUCUUUCUUCUUCUGAACACAAAUUAAGAUUUUUAGAAGAAUAUCUCAGCUCUGUAGCUCCAUACAAUGCAAUUCAACAGGGUCCAAAAUUUUGAAGCUUCAAAAAGCACAUAAAUGCAGCAUAAAAGUAAUCCAUAUGACUCCAGUGGUUAAGUUCUAGGCCGCUGAUAAGGGGGGACAUCUGGUCUUUUUGUCCUGGGUCCAGGCUUAAGGGGGGCCCAGAAAGGCUAUUUCAUAUUGUAGAGCACAUCUAAAUGCGUUCAGCGGGAGAUGCGAAUAUAAACAUGGAGACAGCACACAACCACGAAAAGUGUCCCGGAUGGGAUGACUGUCCGCCCCCCCAACGGACAGAACAGGGGGCAAGCUGAAAACAUUUUGUACCCGGUCCAAGAAUUGGACACCCCGGUUAAGUUAAUGUCUUUUAUAGCGAUAUAAUAAGUGUGGGUGAGAAGCAGAUUAAUAUUUGUUCUUUUUUUUUACUCUAAAUCUCCACUUUCAAACAGCCCUCUUAUGCGCGUUCAUGAAAGGUCCUCUUCUUUUGUUGUUUUGGUGAUUUGCAUUUUUUGUGCAUAUUGCCACCUACUGGGCAGAGAUGAGAAAGGAAAAAAGGGAGGGAAAAAGCAAAGGAAAGGAAUAAAUAAAUCAUAUUUGCACAACAGCCCAUUAGGUGGCGAUAUGCACAAAGAAUGUGAAUCAGCAAAAACCAGAAGAACUCUCGUGACCGUGCAUAGCUGGGGUGUUUGAAAGUAGAUUUAAAGUAAAAAAGGACUUAAAUGUUGAUCUGUUUCUCACCCACACCUAUUAUAUCGCUUCUGGAGACAUGGAUUAAACCACUGAAAUCUUAUCGAUUACUUUUAUGCUGACUUGAUGUGCUUUUUGGAGCUUCAAAGUUCUGGCCACCAUUCACUUGCAUUGUAUGAACCUACAGAGCUGAGAUAUUCUUCUGAAAAUCAUAAUUUGUGUUCUGCAGAAGAAAGAAAGUCAUACACAUCUGGGAUGGCAUGAGGGUGAGUAAAUGAUGAGAGAAUUUGCAUUUUUGGGUGAACUAUUCCUUUAAGCGUUUUGCUAAAAAUGUAUUUUUCUAUGUGUAAUAUUCAUGUAAUCCUACAUAUUCUUAUUUUUAUUUUCCUUAACAUUUUUGUACGACAACAUGUUUUGUAAACAUCAUGGAGUAAUGAGGGGUUUUACAAAUACUCUGAGAUUUAAUUAGUGGUACUUGUCAAGCAUCACUGUAAGCUACUAAUGCUUAUAUUAGGGUUUGGGGAUUUGAGUAUCCACACUAAGGUUAUUGUUUUCCUAAGUAUGCGGUAAUGGAAAGUGGUUUUGAAACGUUCUGUUUUUGUUGGAGAAAAAACACUAUUUUAAUGGGGAUGAGAAGUAGCGAAAUUAACCUUUACAAACGAAAAUGUAUUAGUCUGGACAUUGCCAAAGAGACUCCAGUCGAGGGUGGGCUGUGAUUUACGAGCUUAAUACAGCUUUAUAUAGUGCAUGCCAUUGAAGAGACUGCAAGUCUAUCCCUAACAGCCUCGUUCCUAUUCACAUCUAAAAUCAAAUAUGGCGCUACUGUGAUGUAAAAAUAGUUAUUACUGUGGCUGUCUAAUUUAUGUUGCUAGCAAGACUAUUUUUUGAACGUUAGGCUACAUUCAGGCUCUUUCAUGUACAUUUUUAUACGUGGAUGUCAAAGUCAAACCUUAAAAGCACAAUUUUUCAUAUAGUAGGUGUUUUUGUAACAUCAUGGCACAAUCUUGAUUCAUGCCAUUCUAGAAUGGUUGCACUCUUGAAAUGCUACAUUUAGUUUUGGAAUGCCAUGGAAUUAACGUUUUCGAAUUCUCUGUUCGUUAUCUAACUGUGUUCUAAAUAUAUAAAGUGUGCCUUUUCUAGAUUGGGUUUAUUGGUUUAAAUUACCCAAGCAGUUCUUACAUAUACAGUUUUAUUCAUAGACAAAGAAGUGAGAUGCUUUUACAAGCUCAAAGCACUGGUUAUGUUCACUGUGAAAGGUCAUUGAUUCACAUCUGUAUUAUGAUAUAUCUGGCACAAGGAAGCCUGUUUCAUCUGUUAUGUAGAAAACAUAGGUGCCAAAAAAGUGCCAAAAUAGUUUUUUGAAUGUGUAAACCAAGUUUGUGUCAAUAUUAAUAAAACAAAAACUCUAAAAUUUCAUGUCUGUGUUUAAAGAUUUCAAACUUCUUCACAAUUGCAAUUGUCUCUCACAAUCUAUUAUAUCUCACAAACGUAACCCUAUCAUAAUUACACCUUUAUAUCUUGUAAUUGCUAUUUUAUAUCGCACAAAUUUUUAAAAAUAUAUUGUUAAAUAAAAGGGUUCUACUUUACAAUAAGGUUCUAUUUGUCAACGCAACUGGUAACAUGAAAUAACAAUGAACAAUACUUUUAAAGCAUUUUUUAAGUCUUGGUUAAUAGGGCUGGGUAUUGAUACAGAUUUCCCGAUUCGAUUCUGAUUCACAAGCUCUCGAUUCGAUAUCAAUUCAUAUGGGUAUAUUUUAGUAGUAAUGUCCCUUUUGCUUACAUGUGAAAGAAAUUCUCUCCCAGAUAAUGUUGUUAAUAUUAAUUUUAAUAAUUUAUAUAUAUAUAUAUAUAUAUAAUAAUUUUUUUUUUCAUUUUGGUCACAUUUUGGUGUUUUUAAUCAAUAAAUAUUAUAUUACAUAUAUUUUGUUCCAUGUUUAUUGUUUGAUUGCGUAACUUGUACUUUUUACAAGUAUUUACACUGAUUUGUUGAAACUGUACUGUCUCUUUAACCCUCCCAUGGUAUUGAAAAAGGGCACCUUCCUUUGGUAUUCUUUUGACAGGAAGGGUCAGAUAUGUAACCCUUUUUUUUUUUUUUUUUUUUUUUUUUUUAAAUGAUGAUAAUGAGACCAUUUCUUCUUCCCUGAAGAACAAUAAAAAUUAUG
Molecule: messenger RNA, 5360 nt
Organism: Myxocyprinus asiaticus (Chinese sucker)
Lineage: Eukaryota; Metazoa; Chordata; Actinopteri; Cypriniformes; Catostomidae
Product: BTB/POZ domain-containing protein 3-like
Exons: 5
Coding region: 168-1547 (459 amino acids)
Biological process (GO): dendrite morphogenesis; cerebral cortex development; neurogenesis
Cellular component (GO): cytosol
Molecular function (GO): protein binding
Source: RefSeq, a predicted model, not a curated record